Messenger RNA from Eremothecium sinecaudum, 450 nucleotides. RefSeq names its product Mic19p (gene MIC19). The record is from RefSeq and is a predicted model, not a curated record. NCBI's taxonomy places the organism in Eukaryota, Fungi, Ascomycota, Saccharomycetes, Saccharomycetales, Saccharomycetaceae. Bases 1 to 450 code for a protein of 149 amino acids. The transcript has a single exon.
AUGGGUUUGUUCUCUAAAGAUUCUACUGAAACUAAGGUCUUCACUCCUGCAACUCCUGUUAAUAUAUCACCUGGUCUAUUAAGUCAAUUGGUAAGUACUAAAGAAACAGACUUUACAAGACAGCAAUUGAAUGAUAAGUUCUUAGAAGAAAAAGUAUCACAACUCUAUGCUCAGCGAGAGGAGGAGACUUUAAACAAGUUUGAAUUAAAGUUAAACAAUGCUUUACUGCAGGAUUCUACUGUGGAGGAUGAACUGUCAUCAAAAAAUGUUAGUAAAAAGGCAGCUGAGAUGAGGGAAAAACUAUCAGCAUUGGAAUCUAACACUGCAACUAAGGUUGAUUCAAAGGCUAAAGAGGCCAAAAAAGCUGUUAAGGACUGUUUACUUUCAAAUAAAGGUAGACCAUUGAACUGCUACGAAGAAAUUCAAAAGUUUAAAGAAGCUGCGCUCUGA